UUCUGCUCCAGUUUUGAUUGCGUUUCUUCUGAAAAUAAUAAUAAUCAAUUAAAACGAUGUCUGUGCUGCACAACAUAUGCCGAGCCGCGCUGCAGACAAACUCCUUCGCCUCCAGGCGCCAGCUGUCGGUGGCCACACGUGCCUUCAGCAAUGAAAGCACCCAAUCUGGACAUGCGUCCUCUGAAGAUCAGCCAGAAAGCAGCAGCAAAGGAGGCUUCGCCCGUGCCUAUGACAAGUACACGGCUCCCGCAGCGCCAGAGCAGCCGCAGGUGGACAAUCAAACCUUUGCCUCACUGCUGCGCAACUCCAAGUUCGUAGAUCUGGGCAGUGCCGAAGGGAAGGUGGUUAGCGGCAAGAUCUUUCACGUGGUGGAGGAUGAUCUGUACAUAGAUUUCGGCUGGAAGUUCCACUGUGUAUGCUCACGGCCCGCUCGGAAUGGCAGUGACUACGUGCGUGGCGCCCGCGUCCGCUUGCGUGUCAAGGAUCUGGAGCUGUCUACUAAAUUCCUGGGCUCAUCCAAGGACAUAACCAUCCUGGAAGCAGACUGCCAGCUGCUGGGUCUGAUAUCCACUCCCACCAGACAGGGAGCAGCCAGAGCAGCGCCCAAAAUGGAUAAUAUUCUAUAGAGUUUAUUCUAAAACAUGUAGAGUGCAUUAAACAAAGUGUUUGUUAAGUUAAA
Molecule: messenger RNA, 679 nt
Organism: Drosophila subobscura
Lineage: Eukaryota; Metazoa; Arthropoda; Insecta; Diptera; Drosophilidae
Gene: mRpS28
Product: 28S ribosomal protein S28, mitochondrial
Exons: 3
Coding region: 57-626 (189 amino acids)
Cellular component (GO): mitochondrial small ribosomal subunit
Source: RefSeq, a predicted model, not a curated record